CACCCUGAUACCCGCCUGGUGCCGGCGGGGCAGCCUAGGUGUUAAUUUCAGUAGAGUUCUUGCCAUGGUAACGCCAGCAAGCACCGGGUACCCUGGGGAGGCAGCCGUUCCACUGCCGUGCGCGCACUGCUGCAUCUGGGGUGCUUAUUGUGAGCUGCGGCAGGAACUGCCCUGCAGAAAGCUCCCAAAACACACUCCCCAGCUCUGCUGCUUGCAGAUGUGACUAGAGCUGGCUGAGUAUCCUCACUUCUGUGCUGUCAGAUGGAGGGCUCCGAGGAGCUGGAGAGCAGCCUCCUGACCCAGCCCUGGGCUUCUGUUCGCUUUGGAGAGUCCACUUUUCUUGCCAAAGUGUGCUUCAGGGAUACUGGCUAUAUCCUGCUGAUCUCUGACCUCAGCAGUGUCUGGUACGAGAGUGCAGAUGCCGAGGCUGUGGGACAAAGGUCCAAGGAGCUGAACAAGCGGCUGACAGUUCACGUGUCCUCCUUCCUGAACCACUUGAGCAACCUGAUGUGCCCUUUGCUGGCAGGACAGCCAGGUGCCACCACCACUUUCUCCUGCCACCGCUCUCCCAGUGGCCUCAGGCUGCACGUGAAAAGCGAGCUGUCAGGACUGCCCUUCUACUGGGACUUCCACUGCUGCCCUGCUCCCCUGGAGAUGGUGUUCCGUCACCUCGUGCGGCCCCUGAUUCACAUGAACCUGGCGCUGCAGUACCAGGUGCAAGAGCUGAUUUCCCUGCUUCUCCAGAAGGAUGCUGAGAUUGAAGAUUACAGGGAGAGUGGGGCCACUCUCAGCAGAGACCGCCUGAAGACAGAGCCCUUCCGGGAGGAGACAUUUCAGCAGAACUUCAUGGCUGAGACCCUGCCCGGGAUCUGCCGUGCGGGAGAAGGGCCGGCGUUUGCCUCUGCUCUGCAGCAGCUCUACACUGCAGUGACACAGCAGGAGGCCAAGCAGGCUCGGAAACGGCAUUGCUCUGAGGGCGACGUGGAUACAGCACCCACUGCAGAAACUACAGAGCACCCCCAUCCACCUGCUCCAUCCCAGGAGGAUGAAACGACAUCUUCCAGUGAGAGAACCUCGCCAACCUCCUCCCCAGCUCAGAAGCCCCGGCUGGCUGCAGCCAAGGCCAAGCCAAAGAAGGCAAAAGGGCUCUUCAGCUGAAAGAUUGCUGCCAACCCUUCUGAGAUCUCUGCUUCCCCCAGCAUCCAAGAGAGGGAGCGCAGAGCACCAUGCAUCAUCUGCCUCUUCUCUGCAUCUCCUGGUGGACCCUGCCCAGGUCAUGGUCCCUUCCCAAGAUGUCUCCAGUUGGGGAGAUGGAACUCCUUUCUUCAACAGUGUUUCAGGAAACAGCUUUUCUGACUCUUCCCUGGUGCAGUUUUGCCAGGAAUCCUCUCAUGACAGAGCCAGUACUGGACCUGGGAGAAGUGGGAGGGUUGCUGCCAAUGGGUGUGGGACAGCUGGGGCUCUGGCAGAGCUGUGGGGUUUGGCUGCUCUUGAGUGGGUUUUCAAUAAAGGGCUGUGUCUGGGUGA
Molecule: messenger RNA, 1527 nt
Organism: Sturnus vulgaris (Common starling)
Lineage: Eukaryota; Metazoa; Chordata; Aves; Passeriformes; Sturnidae
Gene: NHEJ1
Product: non-homologous end joining factor 1
Biological process (GO): double-strand break repair via nonhomologous end joining
Cellular component (GO): DNA ligase IV complex; nucleus
Molecular function (GO): DNA end binding
Source: RefSeq, a predicted model, not a curated record